This is a messenger RNA of Anoplophora glabripennis (Asian longhorned beetle), 1736 nucleotides long. RefSeq lists its product as uncharacterized. The transcript has 6 exons. Bases 55 to 1677 code for a protein of 540 amino acids. The record is from RefSeq and is a predicted model, not a curated record. Lineage: Eukaryota; Metazoa; Arthropoda; Insecta; Coleoptera; Cerambycidae.
AACACACUAUCAAUUUCACAAAUGUAAGUUACGUUGGCCGAUAGCUAUUGAGAAAUGAUUAUAAAAGUAGUGAUUUUUGUGUUAAUAAAAAUAGUUUUAAUAUGUGGUCACGUAGAGAAGUUUGUAAUUGAAAAUGAAAAAACUGGAAUGGUUUGGCAAGUAGCACGCGGUAUCUAUACAAUGGAGAAGUGGCAAAAUAGAGACGAACAAUUGUGGACGAUAACACCACGAAACAAAUCUGGAUACUCCAUUACCAACGUUGCAACUGGUGAAAAUGUAGGCUGUCCACUAAAUGGUAAAACUUACGACAUAUGGAAGUUUAAUACCCACAGCGUUACUCGGAUUGAAAUCGAGCACCCUAGAAUAUUUGAGGCACAAGUCGGUGACCAAUAUUUGUGUUUCUCCGAUAAUUCAAGUAAUAAAAAUGACAAAUGGUUGUUUAUCGAACACUCUAAGAAACUAAAUAUGAGAUACAUAAUAGAAAAUGAAAAAACCGGAAUGGUAUGGCAAGUAGUACGCGGUAUCUAUACACUGGAGAAGUGGCAAAAUAGAGACGAACAAUUGUGGACGAUAACACCACGAAACAAAUCUGGAUACUCCAUUACCAACGUUGCAACUGGUGAAAAUGUAGGCUGUCCACUAAAUGGUAAAACUUACGACAUAUGGAAGUUUAAUACCCACAGCGUUACUCGGAUUGAAAUCGAGCACCCUAGAAUAUUUGAGGCACAAGUCGGUGACCAAUAUUUGUGUUUCUCCGAUAAUUCAAGUAAUAAAAAUGACAAAUGGUUGUUUAUCGAGCACUCUAAGAAACUAAAUAUGAGAUACAUAAUAGAAAAUGAAAAAACCGGAAUGGUAUGGCAAGUAGUACGCGGUAUAUAUACACUGGAGAAGUGGCAAAAUAGAGACGAACAAUUGUGGACGAUAACACCACGAAACAAAUCUGGAUACUCCAUUACCAACGUUGCAACUGGUGAAAAUAUAGGCUGUCCACUAAAUGGUAAAAUUUACGACAUAUGGAAGUUUAAUACCCACAGUGCUACUCGGAUUGAAAUUGAGAACCCUAGAAUCUUUGAGGCACAAGUCGGUAACAAAUAUUUGUGUUUCUUCGAAAAUUCAAAUAAUAAAAAUGACAAAUGGUUGUUUAUCGAACAGUCUAAGAAACUAAAUAUGAGAUACAUAAUACAAAAUGAGAAAACCGGAAUGGUAUGGCAAGUAGUACGCGGUAUCUAUACACUGGAGAAGUGGCAAAAUAGAGACGAACAAUUGUGGACGAUAACGCCGCGAGACAAAUUUGGAUACUUCAUUACCAACGUUGCAAGUGGUGAAAAUAUAGGCUGUCCGCUAAAUGGUAAAAUUUACGACAUAUGGAAAUUUAAUACCCGCCGUGCUACUCGGAUUGAAAUCGAGAACCCUAGAAUAUUUGAGGCACAAGUCGGUAACAAAUAUUUGUGUUUCUCCGAUAAUUCAAGUAAUGAAAAUGACAAAUGGUUGUUUAUCGAACAUAUGGGACAUAUAGCAAAUAUACCAGUAGAUAAGAAUAAUCAAGCAGGAGAGAUCUUGGAGGAAGCAGAAACAGUUAUUAACGGCGGAAACGGCAACAAUAAAGACUCGAAUUUGUGGAUUUUAAAGCCACAAAAUAAAUCUGAAGAUUUUAUUGGCAACGUUGGAAGUGGGUAAGUACUCGUAAGAUACGAGGUCUGUUAUGUUAUAUUGUAAUAAAGGCCUUUUCUAAUUCA